AUGGACUUCUCAGCAGAACUCAACUCCAGCACACAAGUCCAAGGUGGUACAGGACUGGUGCGCAGCGCACUUCCCAGACCUCAUCUCGUCGGACGAUUGGCCCCCAAACAGUCCAGCUCCAAAUCCAUCGGACCAUUCCGUGUGGUCAGUUCUUAA
Messenger RNA from Haemonchus placei, 156 nucleotides. The record is from the annotation of a GenBank genome assembly. Lineage: Eukaryota; Metazoa; Nematoda; Chromadorea; Rhabditida; Trichostrongylidae.